GGUCUUUCUCGUCCAUGGCUAUUAAUUGGCGAGUCUCUCACAUCGGUUGCUGAUCAUUUCGAAGACUGCCUGUUUAACAGCAUUAGCGUAAAUUUCGGCCCAGGAGUGAAAAUCUGGACUGUUUUUCCUGUACUACAAAUCGAGAAGGUUGUAAGAAUGUACGCUAGUUUGUUCGGUUGCUCCGAUCCAGAUUAUCCCUCAGUAUGCUUUGUUCAAGAGCCAGGCACUGUAAUGUAUCUCGGCCCUGGCGUCCUUCACUCGGUAGUUAAUCUCGGUGGGACAGUAAGCCAAGCGCGAAAUUUUGUCGAUGAAAGAUGGCUCUCUGUAGUAGACACGGCUAUACUGAUGCGUGAAAAGUGCUCAAAGCUGCGGCAAGACGGAAAUUCCAAGGUUUUAUUUUCUUGGAUGCGUCUUUUAAGAGAACGAUUAUCAGCUCGAUCCUCUGCUGCCGCACAACUGGUCAAUGGUCGUCGUUUUCCUGUCCGUCAGUUUGCGGACGCAAAAGAAAUGCCUCAACCAAACGGACCUGUUGUGACUGGAGCCCUGUGA
Paramacrobiotus metropolitanus is the source of this 549-nucleotide messenger RNA. RefSeq lists its product as uncharacterized. NCBI's taxonomy places the organism in Eukaryota, Metazoa, Tardigrada, Eutardigrada, Parachela, Macrobiotidae. The record is from RefSeq and is a predicted model, not a curated record. The transcript has 5 exons. The annotation marks the transcript as partial.